UGGACCCUGUGUCAGUAGCCAGACCAUGUUGCAGUAUCUUCUGUCAGGGUCUGUGAAGCCCAACAGCCAGUAGGGGCCAACUUUAUUUACUGGCCAAUCAGAGGUGCUAACAAGGAGCAGUUGGUGACUGAGGGUUGCUUGGAUUUUCCAGUGGGAGAUUUCGGUUGAAGGGAGUUGCCUGAGCUUUUAUAAAAUAAAGAAGUUUGUUUUUGUUUUCAUCCUGCAAUUGUGUUUUGCUGGAGUUUAUUCACGGUAUCUCACGUGACAGAAAGUGGUGGCAGCGGUGGGAUAAUUUUAUGCAGAGACUUUUGCCAGAACCACAUAUAAUGGAGUAUGAAUUGGCUGAGCUUCGUCUUCCUAUUCUCAAAGGUCUGUGUAAGAAUCAUGGAAUCGAAAGUAAUGGACUAACUAAAGCGCAGAUGGCAUCUCUUAUUGCCCAACACACUAAGGUCACUCAGCCGGGACUGACAGAUGUGGCAAGUUUAUUGAUGGAGCAGACAGAGGAGCAGGCAGGUCCUUCCUCAACCCAGAUGACACAUGUAAGUGGACUAGUCGCUACCAUUACUGAACCAGAGGAUGAGCUGUCAAUGGGGCAGCAGUGGGUCAGGUGGAGAAUGACCCCACGAUGGUGAGGUAUCAGUCAAGGCUUACAGCUCUGGGGUCUGAUCUCACUGGUUCAGAACGUCUUAAGCUGCUUCAAUUGACUAUUCAGGAAGAACAGAUGAAGAGAGUUCCCAUUUCUGCUGUGAACACAGUACAACUGCAGCAUCCCAAUACUGAGCAUUUCAAACCUGUGGUCAAGCUCACCCAUGCUGCCUUUCCCUCUUUUGAUAACUACCAGGAAGGAAUCGAUAAGUACCUACACAUCUUUGAGAUUAUGUGCGAGGAUUACGCUGUACCUAAGGCAGAAUGGACGAAGAUACUUGCUGGUAAAUUGGGAGGGAAAGCGAGUGAUAUCUAUAGAGAGAUCCCAUAUCUCCAGCGCACUGAUUAUGAGGAAGUGAAACGUGUAUUGUUGAAUCAUUAUGCCAUCUCUCCAGAAACAUAUCGACAGUCAUUUCGCGCUCUAAAUAAAAUAGCCUCUGAUACAUACUGGGAUUUUGGGAACCAAUUGCGGAGAGCCUUCGACCAAUGGGUUAACACAAGCCAGGUUCAGACAAUACAGGAUCUUCGCCAAUUGUGUCUACUAGAGCAGUUCAUGGAAAAGUGCUUACCGGAAAUUCGGGGAUGGAUAUGGGAUCGUUCUCCGAAAACUUUGGAGGAAGCAGCUCGGCUGGCUGACAAGUGCUUGGAAGGGCAGGCCCAAAUCCGCCGUGGACGAAGUAAUAUUUCUUCCACAGCUCUCCCAUCUGUUGGGAUCCAUUCGGGAACAAAACUACGGACAAGUUCUUCAACUCCUUGCCCUGUCUGGCCAGCACCACAACCACAUCAUACAUUUAACAAGAGCUGUUUUCGCUGUGGUUCUACUACUCAUCUUAUUGCACAGUGUCCAAAACCACCCAGAACCUCCAAUAAUGCAGUUGCUCGUCCAGUAACUGCUCUCAGACAGAAAGUGACCGCUGCUCAACAACAGGCUAUUCAAGCAGUACAACAACACACCCAUGGGCCACUUGUACCCAAGCCAUUGGAGUAUGUCAUUUUGGGCGUCCACUGGAAUGACCAAAUUUCUCGCACCAAACAUAUCAUCCCAGUAAUGCUCAAUGGUAAACCGGCUGAAGGAUUUCUUGAUUCUGGAGCCUACAUUUCCCUAGUAGAACCCCAUAUGCUCUCUGCCUCUGAUGUCCUCCCAGGACGUUCUGUUUGUAUUAUUCUACCUGGAGGUACUAAGAAGGAGAUUCCAGUGGCUCAGGUCAGUUUGGAUGUGGGUAAUGGACCUAUACAGCAUACAGUUGGGAUUCUUGAUCAUCUCCCUGCUCCAGUAUUAGUGGGCAAUGAUGUUGGAGACAUCUGCUGCAGUCUCACCCCAGGAGAUGUGCAAUGCAUUUCCCCGACAACUUCAGGAAUGUCAUCCAGCAACACAUCAGAACAGGACAAGCUGAACAAGAUCAAAACCAAUGAAGCAAAAUACGAGAAUGAGCGGCGGCGUCUGAAAGAGGUACUGGACGCCUCUGAAAGCCGAAAUACCAAACUGGAGCUGUCCCGCCGGGGGCUAGAGGGAGAACUUCAGCGACACAAACUGGUUCUUGCUGACCGGGAAGCAGAGAUGCAGCAGCGCAUGGAAGGACUGCAGAGACAGCUGUCGGACAGUGAGGGAAAGGUGAGCACCCUGCAGCUGUGUGUGGAUCGGCUGACUGGCACCCUGGCCAAGGCUCAGGAGAGUGAGACGUCCCUGAAAGAGAAGGUGCAGAGUCUGACCGGGGCCCUGUCGGAGAGUAACUGCACCUCUGCCAGCUCCCAUGACCAACUCAACCAGCUGCAAAAGGUGCUGACGGCCAGUGAGCAUGAGAGGCGCAUCUUACAGGAGCGCCUGGAAACCGCAGUGGCAAGCUACAUGGCAAUGCUGAUGGCUUGUCUCGACAGGAGGAUUGAGAUGAACCCAAUGCUGUUGUUCCAAGGUUUUACCCAACAAUGGGUAAACCUGGUAACACCAAUUCUGGGAAGGGGGAGUGAUGUGACGUGGACCCUGUGUCAGUAGCCAGACCAUGUUGCAAUAUCUUCUGUCAGGGUCUGUGAAGCCCAACAGCCAGUAGGGGCCAACUUUAUUUACUGGCCAAUCAGAGGUGCUAACAAGGAGCAGUUGGUGACUGAGGGUUGCUUGGAUUUUCGAGUGGGAGAUUUCGGUUGAAGGGAGUUGCCUGAGCUUUUAUAAAAUAAAGAAGUUUGUUUUUGUUUUCAUCCUGCAAUUGUGUUUUGCUGGAGUUUAUUCACGGUAUCUCACGUGAC
This is a messenger RNA of Xenopus laevis (African clawed frog), 2883 nucleotides long. RefSeq lists its product as uncharacterized. Bases 626 to 2635 code for a protein of 669 amino acids. Lineage: Eukaryota; Metazoa; Chordata; Amphibia; Anura; Pipidae. The transcript is spliced from 2 exons. The record is from RefSeq and is a predicted model, not a curated record.